Messenger RNA from Rhincodon typus (whale shark), 1854 nucleotides. RefSeq names its product dual specificity protein phosphatase CDC14A-like. Gene Ontology annotation, cellular component: spindle pole; mitotic spindle; nucleolus. The record is from RefSeq and is a predicted model, not a curated record. Bases 1 to 1017 code for a protein of 338 amino acids. Gene Ontology annotation, molecular function: protein tyrosine/serine/threonine phosphatase activity; protein serine/threonine phosphatase activity. Lineage: Eukaryota; Metazoa; Chordata; Chondrichthyes; Orectolobiformes; Rhincodontidae. The transcript is spliced from 10 exons. Gene Ontology annotation, biological process: positive regulation of cytokinesis; microtubule cytoskeleton organization; cilium assembly.
AUGGUGGUCCAGAACGUGGUCAUUUAUCUUCAAAAAACACCAGAAGAGGCUUACAGAUCUCUCGUAGCAGGAAAGAACCCUCCUUAUCUGCCAUUCAGAGAUGCCUCCUUUGGAAACUCCACAUAUCACCUAACCAUUCUAGAUUGUUUGCAUGCAAUUAAUCAGGCCCUCCAACAUGGCUUUCUAAAUUUUGAAAAAUUUGAUGUGGAUGAAUAUGAGCACUAUGAGCGUGUAGAAAAUGGUGAUAUUAACUGGAUCAUCAGUGGCAAGUUUCUGGCUUUCAGUGGACCCCAUCCAAAAAGCAAAGUUGAAAAUGGUUAUCCUCUCCAUGCUCCAGAAGCAUAUUUUCCAUACUUCAGAAAACAUGGUGUUACCACAAUAAUCAGACUUAACAAGAAAAUUUAUGAUGCUAAACGCUUUACCGACGCUGGGUUUGAACACUACGACCUUUUCUUUGUUGAUGGAAGCACACCUAGUGAUUCCAUAGUGAAAAGGUUUUUAACGAUUUGUGAAAAUGAAGAAGGAGCUAUUGCUGUGCAUUGCAAAGCUGGUUUAGGACGAACAGGUACGUUAAUAGCCUGUUACAUAAUGAAACACUACAGGUUCACUGCAGCAGAAGCCAUAGGAUGGAUUAGGAUAUGUCGACCAGGAUCUAUAAUAGGCCCACAGCAGCACUUCUUGGAGGAGAAGCAAGGCCACAUGUGGCUUGAAGGUGAUAUUUAUAGGUCCUUGAAAAAACGGCAGAGUAACGAUAAAGAAUGCACUGGAUUAUCCCGGAUCAUUUCUGGCAUUGACAGUCUUUCACUUGGUGGGAACAUGAAAAUGAACUCCAUAGAUAAAACAAUAGAGAACAAUUAUACAGAAGAUGGAAGUCCAGCAACAACAAAUUAUAUGACUCAGGGAGAUAAACUUCGUGCCUUAAAAAGUAGGAGACAACCACGAUCAGCAACAACAGGAACACUAAGGUUAGAUGAUAUGAAAAUUCAUUCAAGAUCUCCGUCACAGCCAUUCAGGUAAGCAAAUGUAUUUUAAUUUUUGUAAUUUUUCCAGAUUGUGCUGUUUAAAAUGACAGCAUAGGUAAAUACGGAAAUGGCUGGUUUUUGGAUAUCGCUGAAAAAUUAAGGAAAGGUUUGAAAAUGCACAACUAGUUAAACACUCUAUUUUUUUAAAAGAAAAACUAGCAUCCCUGUAACUAGACAUAGACAAUGAAAGUAAUUCAAUUUCUUUAUUCUAAGUAUUUGCAAAUUACAUUUCAGGAAAUAUGCAUAGCAGAUUGAAAGUAGGUGAUACAGGACCUUGUUACCGACAUAGAUGUGAAAUUUAUAAAGUGUUUCAACUGUACAAAAUCUUCCAGGAUGUUGGAAAAGAGCAUAAUUAGAUAAAAACUGUCAGUGAGCCAAAAAAGGAAAUGUGGAAAGAAGUGACGAUAAGCUUGGCCAAGGAGCUACAGGAAAGCAGAGAGAUUUAGGGAGGUAUUCUUAUUCUUUGGACAAUAGGAUCUGAAAGCAUAGCAGCCAUAAUACCGGGUAAGAGCCUGUGAGUUGCACAAGAUGGCAGGGUUGAAGGAACACCGAGCAGUUGGAGAGCUGGAGGCAUUAAAACAAUGGAGAAGAGUAAAACCAUGAAGAGAUCAAGGCAUCAAGAGACUGGCAACCAUUGCUCGUGAUGUAUAAGUAGAACUUGGUUAGGUUAGAAUAAGGAUAGUAGUUGAGGUUAAGUUUGCAGAAAAUAAUGACUGGCCAGGACAAUGGAUCUCUUUUCUGCAAGUUGUAAACUGUGUUAUCCUGGUAGCUUUAUUGAGAGACUAUCUUGAAUUUUUUUAAUUUUAUUUGAUAUCUGUUAGAACUGCUGACA